Melampsora larici-populina 98AG31 is the source of this 2604-nucleotide messenger RNA. RefSeq lists its product as uncharacterized. Gene Ontology annotation, molecular function: protein binding. The record is from RefSeq and is a predicted model, not a curated record. The coding region runs from base 1 to 2604 and encodes 867 amino acids. Lineage: Eukaryota; Fungi; Basidiomycota; Pucciniomycetes; Pucciniales; Melampsoraceae. The transcript is spliced from 5 exons.
AUGUCCUCAGACACCCAACGAGCAGAAGAGGCUCGCCAGAGAGGCAAUGAGCUUUACAAAGCGUGUAAGAUUCAUGAUGCCAUCGAAGCCUACAAAGUAGCUUCAGCACUCCUUCCCUCGGACCCGACACCCUUAUCUAAUUUGUCCGCUGCCACCUUUGAGGCAGGAGACUACGAGACCAGCAUACAGUAUUCUACUAAGGCUUUAGCUCUGCUGGAGCAAGAGGCCGAUGAUGAUCCUCGAAAGCAAAAAUUGCUUACUCGCCUCAGCAAAGCCAAGCGAUACCACUGCGAGCCCGACGAUCUUAUCGCCAAAGAAACGCUUCGAAAAACUCUUCUACGCUUACCGAGAUACAGGCCUCAUCUGACUGAAGAGAAAAGCUACUAUCCCUCUGGCCACGAUAUUCCGGAGCCUCAGUAUGGCCCCACACUCCGGAGAACGACAAAAGACGCACCGGUUGUAUCAUUUAUGUUCUGCGGGAUAGGCGAUGCUCGGAACAUGCUACAAACUAUAAUGAGUUAUAUGACCUCCGGCCCCACGUCUCAGGAAUCUGAUCAAAGGCUCCAUUUUACUAUUCUGGAUUUCAAACCCGCUAUACUAGCAAGAGACUUGAUUUUAUUCGCUCUAUUGGACGACAUAUCUCUGACCUUGGGUUUGUCUGAUCACGAAACAUUCAACUUGAGCCAAGCCAAAUGCAGAAACUUGCUCGAGACACUCAGUGUAGCAUCAUAUUUCUAUGCGACUCAAGUCAUGCCUGCUUAUGCUUGGGAUCGAAUUCAAGCGGUCAUCCAACGACUUCUCGAUUGCUUCGACAGAUCUCAGCAACCGAUAUCUUGGGUGUACGUUCCUGUCGCCGUCCAGAACACUGUCCGCCCUUGGCUUGAAUCAUGGAAAUCAGGGGCAGCUGCACGAACUCGAAUCAAAGAUGAGCUUGAUAAGCAUCGUUGGGGCGGACUUGGGCCAGACCCAACAUUUCCCCACCUCAAGUUUGACAAGCGUGUCUACAAAAAAUUCUCGAUUGUUUUACCCCUUGAACCCUUGCUAAUUGCACAUGAUGCCGAGCUAUUCACAAUUAUCCAAGACUACCGAAAGAAGGACAGCAGUGCCAAAGAGCGUCUAUCUUCGCAUGUCGACACCAAAUGGAAACCCAACGUCACCCUGGCGGACAUUCUGUGGGAGAAAGAAAAUACCAUGCCUGAGUGUCUGCCGCACCCAGACAUGAGUUUUUCGCCGUUCGAAAUCAUCGGCAACCUUAUGAAAGGCUGCAUGGGUCAACAAGGAACUUCAUCAGCAUUAGGAAACACACUCAUGACCGUUGCGCAUCAUUAUUUCAUGAUCGUCGGCAAAGCUAUUUCUAGCCUUCGCCACCGUAUGAUGGUGGAGGUCUGCUUUGGUGAGAUGGCCGAUUGCCUCGAAAAGAUGCAAUACCAAACGCUUGAGCGCACCACAGAGACCGAGUCCAAAGAUUGCUUGUUAUCGUCAAAAUGGCCGCAUAAAUAUCAUAUCAUUCACAUGAGCAAUAUCCCUGACUAUGUCGGUGGCCCUUUCACCUCUUUCCUUUAUGGCGCGCCGCUCCUCGAAUAUGGCCCAGGAACAGGACUCAACUCAUGUAACCUCCGGAACCCACCGCAAUUUGAAACUAUCUCUCACUUUCUCUCCGAGUACCUCCUCAUGUACGAUCAAAAGUUAAUCCGGUCACACUUCCAGUUGAAAAUUUCGUCCGAAACUCCCGAGGAGACAGCCGGUCCGAUGCCCUCGAUGCAGUACUUGAUCUGGGAACGUAUCACACAGCAGCCAUUGACCUUCAAGCAGCUUAUACCUCAGACAAAGCUUUUGCACUGGCUCCACGCCCAUUUCCUAAAAAUCUGCCUUCCUUACCCACGCACCAAAUCAGACCAUGACCCAACACUCAUCUAUUCCCCACUCAAUAUGACCGCGUUUCUUCGUCUGGUAAUGCGCUUGUCCGAAUUGGGAUACCCAACUCACUGGAUCUCGAAUCUGAUCGAGUCCAUCUUGUCGGGCAAGAUCGCGACAACUGCUCGCCCACCGCCGCGACGAGUUUUCCUUCCCAAAGAUGUUGACACAGUACACCCAACAGCCUUGUUUUGUACCAAACCGUGGGUUUUAGAGCUUGCAACCCUGACCGGACUAUGGCGCUCAAUUAUGCGUGUCGGACUCGUUGUGCCUUCCGAUGUUCCUCGCGUCGAGGAUAUCGUAGAGUACACUGUCAAAUUUCCAGGUUUGGAGGUAUGGGAUGCUCGAGUCCCGCAUUCGAUGCUAGUAUUCUACGAUGAAGAAACUUUUGGAAAGCCGCCUGGAUACUUGCGACCGAUACUAGUGGACGACGAAAGAGAUUUGGAUCCAAAGUCACGUGCUUUCAGAGAUAGGGGUGUACAUUGUGUGAGCACAUUUCAUUGGAGGGUAAGAGAUCGGGAGGCCACCUUUUGGAUGUCAAAAAAUGAUUUUGAAAGGUUAAAAGGCUGGUACAUUUAUGUCUGGCGAACUGAUUCGUGGGAGGAGGCGGGUAAAGGAAUGAAGUUGGGCACUGCGGUUACAAAUCAGCGGUGUUGGGGUGAGUGGGAGGAUCCACCAAAGUAUAUGUAG